GUUGCCCCACCCCACCAAGUCAAACGUCCCCAGCCUCCUAAAAUUUCCCCUUUCCCCAACUAACACGACACCCCCCUUCCCUUCCUCCGAUCCCCCCGCCUCCCCCAAAAUCCGACGCGUAAUCGCCGCCAUGGCCGCCGCCGGCAAGCUCCUCCUCCUGGCCGCCGCCAUCCUGGCGGCUUCCUUCGUCGCCGACGCGCGCCCGUGCGGCCACGCGCAGACGCUCCUCGUCUCCUUCUCCUCCGUCCUCAGGCCGAACCCGGACCCCACCAACCCGACGCCGCUCACCACCACAGUCGUCACCGUCCUCCGCGUCCGGCGCCUCGGCCCGCACCAGAUCCGCCGCCCCGUGGCGCUCCCCUCCGUCGAGUCGGAGGUCGCCGCCUCGUCCGCCCAGGACCGCGCCAAGGACAUCCUCGUCGUCGUCUCCGGCCUCCUCUUCGGCUUCGGCUGCGGCGCCCUCACCGCGGCGUCCAUGUACCUCGUGUGGUCGCUCCUCGCCUCCACCUGCGCCUCUGGAUACGACGACGACGUCUACAGCGACGACGAGGACCGGCUGUCCGACUCCGAGAGCCCCAAGAAUGCCGGCUACGUCAUCAUCCACGACGCUGACGAGUACGGCGCCGGUAAGAACUAGGGCUGGGGAUCCGUCUUCGGUCUCGCCGGGGGUCAGCAGAAGGAUUUUCGUAAUAACAUUUGCAUGAUUGCUUGGAAAUGUGCAGUAUACUCUAUGCACCUUUUUAAUCAUGUGUGUCGCGUCUGUCGGUAUGUAUGUCGUCUGGGGGAAAGGAAAUUUAAAUUAUAUGAAAUGAAUAUGCUGUUGAUGUGUCAAAUUCAAAUGGUACUUGCGCUGCUACCGCAAAACAUGGAUCUUAUUGGCUGCCACGAUAUACAAAAAACAAAAUCAUGGUGUU
This is a messenger RNA of Zea mays, 914 nucleotides long. RefSeq lists its product as uncharacterized. The coding region runs from base 131 to 637 and encodes 168 amino acids. The record is from RefSeq and is marked validated. The transcript has a single exon. Lineage: Eukaryota; Viridiplantae; Streptophyta; Magnoliopsida; Poales; Poaceae.